Cyphomyrmex costatus is the source of this 570-nucleotide messenger RNA. It is a transcript of the gene RpS13, whose product is annotated as ribosomal protein S13. Gene Ontology annotation, molecular function: small ribosomal subunit rRNA binding; structural constituent of ribosome. Gene Ontology annotation, cellular component: ribosome; cytosolic small ribosomal subunit; nucleolus. The record is from RefSeq and is a predicted model, not a curated record. NCBI's taxonomy places the organism in Eukaryota, Metazoa, Arthropoda, Insecta, Hymenoptera, Formicidae. The transcript is spliced from 3 exons. Gene Ontology annotation, biological process: translation. Bases 66 to 521 code for a protein of 151 amino acids.
UCUCGCCGUCCUCUUUCAUUUUUUCUUUUCGCGGACGUCGUUGCUGUUGAAGAAAUCCUGUCAAGAUGGGUCGUAUGCACUCACAUGGGAAAGGUAUAUCCCAGUCGGCGCUUCCUUACCGACGAAGUGUACCAACUUGGUUGAAAUUAACACCAGAAGAUUGCAAAGAACUUAUCUACAAGCUAGCAAAGAAAGGACACACACCAUCUCAAAUUGGUGUUAUACUUCGUGACUCGCAUGGAGUAGCACAAGUACGAUUCCGUACAGGAAAUAAGAUUCUGCGCAUUGUAAAGAGCAUGGGCUUGGCUCCUGAUCUACCAGAGGAUCUCUAUUAUCUGAUCAAAAAGGCCGUCGCUGUUCGCAAGCACUUGGAGCGAAAUCGCAAAGAUAAAGAUUCCAAAUUCCGUUUAAUUCUUGUCGAGUCAAGAAUUCACAGGUUGGCACGUUACUAUAAGGCGAAAGGAUCUCUGCCACCAAAUUGGAAAUACGAAAGUUCAACGGCCAGUGCUCUCGUAGCGUGAUUUUGUUUGUAUUUACGUAUUAUGCUUUAAUAAACUCCGAAGACAUCAA